AUGGGUCUUGGUACAGACCAGGAAGAGGAUAAUAAUAAACUUGGUAGACAUAAUAAGGUUGUUGAUGAAGGGGAUGGUCCAGGAACAAAGCCCUUUGGGUCUGUUUCUUGUUCAAUCUGCCUUGAGGUUGUUAUGGAUAAUGGAGAUAGAUCCUUGGCUAAGCUUAUUUGUGGACAUCAAUUUCAUCUUGAUUGUGUUGGUUCAGCAUUCAAUGUAAAAGGAGCAAUGCAAUGUCCUAACUGUCGGCAGAUUGAGAAAGGUCAAUGGCUUUAUGCUAACGGUUCUCGGUCAUAUCCAGAAUUCCCCAUCGAUGACUGGGCACAUGAUGAGGACAUAUAUGAUCUUAGCUACUCUGAAAUGUCCUUUGGAGUUCAUUGGUGUCCAUUUGGCAAUCUGGCGCGACUUCCAUCAUCUUUCGAGGAAGGCGAAUAUCCAUCCACUGCGUAUCCUGAUAUAAUCGGACAACACGCCGUAUUUGCUGAACAUACGGCUGUAUCAUCUGCUAGUCAUCCUUGCCCAUAUGUUGCCUACUUCGGACCAGUACAUCCAUCCUCCUCCAAUUCAGGUGGAACUGUAUCAGAAGCACCUAACUUCAACCAUUGGAACGGUUCAUCCAUGCCUGGUGAAAUGCCAGGCUCCUACGCAUUUCCUGCCGUGGAUCUUCAUUAUCACAAUUGGGAGCACCAUACCCCUCCUUUCUCUACGGCAAGCAGUCGUCUAGUUGCUUCUGAUCAGUCCUCGGUGUCACCCGCUAGUCAAAGGCCAGUCAGGGGUGGUUCAGAUGUACCGAGAUCAGGAUCUUUUAUGCAUCCCUUUCUUGUUGGUCACAGUUCUGCCGCGAGAGCGGGUAGCUCAAUCGGUUCCUCAAUGAUCCCUCCUUAUCCCGGUAGCAAUGCUCGUGCCCGUGAUAGAGUCCAGGCACUUCAAGCAUACUAUCAACCGCAACAACAUCCUAACUCAACCACAAUGCGGGCACCAGUUGCUUCUGGAACCCGACGAGCCAGCAGUCACAACGGUUCAACUCAGCUAGCACCAGUGGCCACAUCACCCGACCAAAGUGGUGGUUUCUUCCUUAUCCCAUCAACUUCAUCAGGACGUAAUUACCAAGAAGAAAACCAUCUACCAAGUCGCUUCCACGCUUGGGAAAGAGACCACUUGCCUUCAUUGUCGUUGAGUCAAGUGGAUAGAGAUUCAAGCUGGAGACCGUACCACCAAAAUGUGAACCGGUCAGACCCAAGUACGAGGUCAAGCAACUUUCGUUUAAGGCAUGGAUCAGAUAGAAUGCCUUCACAAAAUCGGUAA
This is a messenger RNA of Vicia faba (fava bean), 1302 nucleotides long. Lineage: Eukaryota; Viridiplantae; Streptophyta; Magnoliopsida; Fabales; Fabaceae. The record is from the annotation of a GenBank genome assembly.